This is a messenger RNA of Pomacea canaliculata, 6480 nucleotides long. RefSeq names its product LMBR1 domain-containing protein 2-like. The record is from RefSeq and is a predicted model, not a curated record. Gene Ontology annotation, cellular component: membrane. NCBI's taxonomy places the organism in Eukaryota, Metazoa, Mollusca, Gastropoda, Architaenioglossa, Ampullariidae.
UUGUUGACGUAAUCACUUGGAUGAUCAGUGGCGUUAGCAGACGCGAAAGCAAAUUUUGUUUAAUGUUUAGGCGAUUUACACCAAUUAUAUUGUCAUUGAACCAUAGCGAGUAUUUUAAACGUUGUAUCUGAUCACAUAUGACUUAACAGCAAAAAGGAGAUUGCAUACAUUCAAAGCGUGUGGAAGGUUGAUUAUGAUUAAUUAUAAAUGUAAGGAUCAGGCUACGCAUCACUGUCAUUGAAGCUCUUCUUCGUGGAGCAUCUGAAAGAAAGUCUGUUGGCAUACAAAUGAGUUAUUAAAAGUGACUAGAGUAGCAAUACAAGAUGACUGCUGGGCCUUUGAUUGUCGAAAUCAUCUGUACAUGUCUUCUGGCUGCUUACCUCUUACAUCGCUAUGGCGAUCUUAGGAAGCAGCACAUCUUUACAACUCUUGCUACAUUCAUUGCUUGGUAUUUCUCUCUGAUGAUCAUCUUUAUUCUCCCAUUGGAUGUUUCACUGACAUUUUACCGUCAAUGUGUGAGUGACAACACUCCUUCACCAUCUACCACCACACUUGUCACAAGUAAUAUAUCUCAGCCAUUGGAAAUCUCCAUUCCUCCAACAAUUUUACCAGCAGCUUUGAUUCAAAGCAAUGUUAACAGCAGUGAUGCUGAAUCACUACCAAAUACUGGAGAAGCAGCACGACUUUUUGAAGAUGUUGAUAAUGAAGCACAUCACAUUUGUGAACAGCCAUUAAGCUAUGUCCCUGACUAUGUAUUACCUGCACUUUGGCGUGUCAUCUACUGGACUUCACAAGUUUUGACAUGGUUGCUUUUGCCCAUGAUGCAGUCAUAUUCCAACGCUGGGGAUUUUACUGUUCUAGGAAAAAUAAAAUCAGCACUUAUUGAGAAUGCCAUAUACUAUGGAACCUACUUACUUAUAUUUGGCAUAUGCCUUAUAUAUGUUGCUGCUCGUCCAGAUGUGGAUAUUGAUGGUGAAAAGUUGAAAAUCAUUGGUGUGACAGCCAGCAACACCUGGGGACUGUUUGUGCUAGUUCUUAUGCUUGGCUAUGGCUUGGUAGAGGUGCCACGCUCUGUUUGGAACAGUGCCAAACGUGGUCAGAAGCUUUCCUUGACCUACUUCAAGAUUGCCAAGCUAAGUACUGAAAGGACAGAAGCCAAUGAAGCUCUUGAAGAUGUCCUGGAAGAGGUCAGAAGAUGUACAGAAAAGAUUCGCUAUAAUCAUCCACUUCGGAAACACUUGGACACUAUUCUGGCAAAGUGCCCUGAAAGCAUCCAUCAGUCCCUGCGAACGACUAACCUGGAUGACUAUGAAGAUUAUGGGCCAUCAGCUGCUGCUCCUGAUGUGUCGGUGCCCUCUUUGGUCAAGCUGCAUAAACGGGUGAUUCGAAGUCUGCAGUUACAAAGGCGUACAAACAUCCAGUGGAACAACUUAAUGGCCACAGCUUGCCUUGAAGAGGUUGAAGAGAACAUGCAUGAUACAUCCCAUCAGUUUAAGGGCUGUCAGGAGCUGGUCCACCCACUAAUCAGAGUGAUCUACACACCUAGGAUUGAAUGGUAUUGGAAAUGCGUCAUUCGGCCAUGGGUGUACAUGGGAAUAGCUCUGGUGCUGAUUGUGCUGUCUUUCAUGGUGGUGUGGUCAGAAUGUCUUUUUUUCAUCAAGACCCCUGCGCUUUCCCUGUUUGCUGUCUUCAUUGAUCUAGCUCGCAAAAACUAUGCCUAUGCCUAUAUAGAGCUAGCAUCCAUCUUGACAAUUGCCUACCUAUGUUUCUGUGCAUACUCCAGUGUAUUCAAGAUUCGGAUUUUGAAUUACCACUACAUUGCUCCACAUCACCAGACCAAUGAACACAGCCUUAUAUUUACUGGCAUGAUGCUUUGUCGCUUGACACCACCUAUGUGUCUGAAUUUUUUGGGCCUCAUUCAUCUGGAUAGUCACAUCACUCAUGCUUACAACAUCGUGGAGACUUCUUAUACCAAGAUCAUGGGUCACAUGGAUGUGAUUUCAAUCAUUUCUGAUGGCUUCAAUAUCUACUUCCCAAUCUUGAUUGUGCUGCUGUGCAUCUGCACCUACUUCAGCCUGGGCAGCCGUGUGCUGUCCCUUCUUGGUUUCCAACAAUUCAUUGGUGACGAUGAUAUGACCACAGAACUUGUAGACGAAGGACGAGAGCUUGUCAGAAGAGAACGGCGGAAAAUUGAACGCAAGACAGAGGGGGACAACAGAAGGAAGAUGUGGACUGAAAGAUUUGGUAACGGCUCACCAUCUAACAAAGAUGGAGGGCCAUCAAGUGAAAGAAAAGACAAAUACCCAGUAGGACGCAGUACUGAUGAGAAUGACCGCACAGAACUUCUACGCCAGGUGGAGCCUAUUGACUACACAGAAGAUCGUCCAGACCCUCUUGCAGAAUACACUCGCUCUCUUAAGGAGAAAUCUGGUUCCCAUGGUUACCAGUCACAAGGAUCUCGCUUUGGUGCUUCGAGAACAUCAUCAAGUAUGCCUUUGCGAGGGAUCUUUGAUGAUGUUUGAUGAUCAGAUGAAUGUUAAAAUGAAAAAAAUGUGCAUGUAAUUCAUGUUCAUUUGUUCCUGUUCAUAUUCAGACAGCCCCUAUGAAUACAUUUAUUUGUUAUAAACUGGAUUUUGUUUUAAAAUCCACCAUACUUGGGACCACCAAUAUUCAAGAAAAGUUCAGUGAAUACAAGAUGUAUUUUGAAAUUUUCUUCUAAGUUUAAAGUAUAUAUAUUAUAUCUCUUGACCAUCAUUAUUUAACUAUGUGCUACAGACAUUUGGCAUUGCUGCUUCCACAAUUCUUUCAGUCCAAGAUAAGCUGUCCUAGGUUCAGAUCUUGUCUCAGGUACUCUAUACUUUACUGCCUAUUGCAGCCCUUUUGUGGAUUAUCUUCUCCCUUCUUUUCUACCUACCCUCUCUUCAUCACUGGUCUAAAAUAAUAACAUAUCUUGAUAUCUUUUACAUACAAGAAGGUGGACCAGAUCAACCGUUUUCAACGUUUUUGUUGUAGAUGAGAAGGCAUUGAGGUAAUUUUCAAGUCUAAGAAAACACCUGGUUUAUAAUUAUAAUAUCUACAUUAUUUAGAUGUUGACUUUGUGAAUAGAGUAAUCUAUAUCAUUUUGCUGGAACUAUUGCUGUGCAGCGGAGUAAGACAAAAUCAGUCUACUCGGUGAUGAGCAACUUUCAUUGUAGAGACAGCCUUUUAUUGUUGUACAAGUGCAGACAUGACCGAUUUUAAUCUUUAUUACUUCAGUUGAUAGUUGAGUGCUAUCAUGCAUCACAUGAAGUUAAGGAAAAAAGUUUACGUUUGUUUUAUUUUAAUCAGAAUCUCUUCUGGAAUAAAACCCUUGUGACCACUUGCUGCAUUCUAGGGGUUUGUGAAACACCCAAUUAGAAAAAAAAACUAGUCUAGAGGGCAUUUAACAUUUUUAGGUCAUCAUAGUAAAUACACUGCCAUUUAUAUCAUAAAGUAAACUGUGCAAUGUUUAUUGUUUUUGUUUUUAAUGGAAUCUUUUCUUUUUUGAAGUUUUUGGUUGUGAAUUAUGAUUGAUCAUACUCAGCUGUCUGAUGAGUGGCUCAGUACACAGGUAGGGAUGGUCUAGCGAGAUUGUGUGCAUAAGAUAAUAUUAAAGUUUAUUCUGCCUGUGGACUAUCUACUUACUGCAAGAAAUGCAAACAUAAUGUCAAUAUCACAAAUUUAUGUUGACUAUAGUUGACCCAGGUUAACAUAAACAAUCCCAAAAUUAAAGCAGGGUCAUAUGCAUGUCAGCUUUUUUCUAUAGUGGUGGGUGAUUAAUGUAAAACAAUGGAAUUAUUUAUACAAGUACACUUUCUUAUUGUGUAAAAUUCUAUUGAAAAAAAGAUGUUUUGUUGCUAAAUUCAAUAAUUGUUGCCUAGAUUCACCAUGGCAUAAACAAUAAAUGCUCAUGCAAGCUUCAUUACAGUUACAGUAAGGACAACACUGAAUCAACUAUAUAUAUAAAAACUACUUUGUAACUUUGAAACAGAAUUUUAGAGUGUGGCAGACAGCCACCCACAUAUGUACAUCUGUGAUCUUUAAAGAAUUAUUUAGCAUGUUUACAUUCUGAAAGCCAGCUGGGAGCACUAACCACUUUACUGUACCCUGUUGUAUGGUUGUAAUACUGAUGACUUGUGAUACUUGUACUGCUUGUAAUAAUAUUUAUAAUAUAUAUAUAGGCCUCUGUCUGUGAUCCUGUAGGGUUUCACAGAGCUUUUGUAUUGAUAGUCCCUCAAAUUUCAUUUCUAUCACAUAUAUUAAAUCAUUUUAUUUUUGACUGCGUUGAUACAGGUUUCAGGAACCCAAUGUUUUGAGCUGGUACCAUGUUUUAAUUGGCUUUAAUUGACAAUAUAUUAAUCAUGGAGGAUUUUUUCACACUUGAAAGGAAAUACUUUCAAAUAGAUGGCUGCGCAACCAGAAAUUUUGUUCAGAGUAGGCCAUGCUGCAUGCUUCUUUAGUGCUUUCUAGAUUAUCGUAAAAUACUUGUCUAAAGAUUGUAACUAAUGUUUGUGCAUGCAAAUGAUUUGAUUUUUAUUUUGUUACUUUUGUGCUACGGUAUGCUUCCUGCAAGCAGAGUGAUAAGUUUUAAGCAUCACUGAGGGAUUUCUUACAUUCUCAUUAUCAAAAAAAAAUUUUUAAGGUUUUGUUUUUCUUAUGAUGAUUUUAUGAUAUUGGCAAAAACAGUUACAUUCCAUCUGUCUGUAAGUAAAACUGUUUUUUUCAGUCCUCAACCUGCCAAAGCAAUUAACAGAAAUGUAAUGUAUUUCAAAGCAUUAAUAUAACAUGCAGAAAUGGAAUGUUUAUCUUUUUUAAAUAGUAAGACUCAUCACAUUCACAAAUGGCCAACAGUUGUCUUAAAAAAGAAUUAGCAAAGAAAAAGUAUUAUUUUUAAAGGAAACAAGAAAGUAGCUUCCCUUGUUUUCUUUUCACUUUGUGUGUGAGAGAGAGAUAGUAAAUUUUUCGUAGGUGGUGAAACACAUCUUCAGAUACAGAAAACCACAUCAUUGUAGGCCAUUUGAGAUAUAUAGACUGCUUCACACAUACUAGUUGUGAUAAUCAUACAUGAAAACUGAAGAUUCUGCUUCCCUAUCCUGUCCUACUCUCUCUUUAUCACCCAUCUCUACUUCAAGUCCUUUCACUGAAAAUUAAUUGCUUUAGAGGUUUCAACUACUUACUACCAGCAACUAUUUCAUUUCAUUUGCAUGUUUCAAUUUUCAAUACCAAUGUCUACAUCACAGUCAUCUUAACUAUUUUGGAUUUAAAGACAAGAAAAAGGCGUCUUUAUAAAAUUUUUAUCUUUAUCUGUUUUGAAAUUUGUUUUGAAUAUGUUUUUUGUAUGAUUAAUUUUGUUAGAACAGACUUAUUUGUGGAAUUUGCAUCUGUUGAUGUUUCUUAAAUUUGUCUAAAAUUAUUUUUUUGUAUAAAUGAUUAAUUUAGUACAGUCAGCCCUUUUCAUUUGAAGGGUUUAGACACAUGACAACCCCAUGAGUGUAACUAAUGCUGAAAAAGACCCUUGGUGCCCUCAGACUGUAGCUUUGUCACACUGUUGACCACAUCAAAUACACAAAAAUGCAAGUCAAUGCUUGUGCAAUGUCUGUUUUUUUCAGUUUCUCUUCUUGGACUUCAUUGUUGUUUUUUUUUAGGAGUCCCCCUCCCAAAAAUGAUAUUAUAUCUUUUCUUGAUGUAGAAAGCACAGUUUCAUUUCUCUAGUGUAUGUCAGGUGUGUUAUUCUGGCUCAGACUGUAAUGUGCUAUGCACAUAUUGUGUGUGUGAGAGAGACCAAGCAUGCCAAUAGUGUAGGUGAGUGCAUCAUAAGCAUGUACAAAUGGGUUAAAAUUGUUACUGCUCUAGUGUAUGUGUUUGUAUAUGGGUGUUUUAAAUAAUCAUAUAGAUUUUAUCAGUGCUGUUGUUAAAUAAUGUGAUGGAUCAAAUAUAUGUCCCUUGGUUGAGCUCAGUGAAUUUUCUUACAUUUGUCAUGUGUCUUUUAUAUUCAUAGCCUUUUCAAAGGAUUUUCUUAAGUUUGCUAUUGUUAGACAUGUUUACAAUGAUUAAGAAGGCUAGGGGAACAUUUUUAAUGGUUUUUCAGGUUGUUUGAUGUGGGUGUACAUCAAGUGGAUCAGUGUAGACAUUGUAGAAAUUCAUUAGGAUAUUACCAAGAAUUAGAUGUGUAUUUGCAGCUUUCCUUGUUUGUAUACCUUUAUUAGGUAUUUACCUUUUGCCAUGACAAAAAAAGGUGAGAUUGAUAGACUUAUUUUGGUUUGGCCAUGUUUUCAUUCCAGCAUAAUAAGCUUUGUUGCUUUCGUGCCAGUACCACUGUGUAAAUUGACAGCUACAAAUUGAUGUUAUUUUGUGUACUGUGGGUUGGUAGGUAGAUAACGUAAAGAAAAUAAUUAGCUAAUACACACUUAUAAUAAUUGUUCUGUUCUGGAUCAAUGCUGAAUUAAAUUUUGCAGCACAGAA